Molecule: messenger RNA, 985 nt
Organism: Parathielavia appendiculata
Lineage: Eukaryota; Fungi; Ascomycota; Sordariomycetes; Sordariales; Chaetomiaceae
Exons: 1
Coding region: 102-860 (252 amino acids)
Source: RefSeq, a predicted model, not a curated record
GGGUACGCUGGCAUCGUAAAAUGCUCGGCACGCGCUCGAGGAUUGAACCGUUCCCGGCCGAGAGUGUUGUUGGCUCGCGCAGGACAGCCGGAGGCUGAGGCAUGCCGAAUAGCUCCAGCUUCCAAGAAGUCCUGUGGACCUCUGAAGUGUUGGGUCGUUUUUGUACCGGGAAUGGAUGUGCAGUCCGACCGAUGUGCCCUGGUCGACUUCGAGAUGUGAUGGUGGGUUGCAGACCAAUGUUCGUCUCAGAGGCGUGUCCGCACCGUUCCACCCGCCACACUGAAUCGGAAACUGGCCUCGGAGAAUGCUGGUGUCCUAAUAGCGCUGCUGACCUGUUCGCGUCGAUAGCAUGUCGUGGCAGCUUCGCGAUGUUGAGACAGUGGCGAUCGCUUCCCACAUUCCAGUCGACCCUGACCCUCGGACGAACGACUGAGACGCCUCCUCGGCGACAAUUCUUUCAACAGCAUUUCAAUGCCGUGUUUUCUAGCUCACAGGCGUGCAGAUUCAAGGAAAAGCGGCACAUCUCACUCUCAUCGCCAUCAAGACAGCCGAGAGUCACUCCGAGGCAUAGCAACCAUGAAGGUCCACAGGCUUUCGGUCUUUUUGCCUCCUCGCCGGCGUCCUCGCGCCGCCCAUCGAGCAGGCUCAGAAGUCGCAGGUCCAGCCUCACGCUGGCCAGGACUCUGCCGCACCCGCAGACCAAUUCGAUGACGUCCCCCUGCCGGAAGACUCCUGGAGCCCCGAGGAUGAGCACGGCUGAUGUUGUGCCCGGGGGCGCCACAGAUAUUCCCAAAGUGAAGGUGAGGGUGUCCUACAGGGGGAAUCUUUGGUCCCCUCAGCCCCUUCCACUAGACCACUGACCUGUUGGAAAAGGCGUUGGCUAGAGAAACUUAGACCUAAUACAUAUAUGGUGGGACGGUGCGUGUCCUUGCGGGCCUAAAUUGGGAUGGAAGUGCGGGAUGAUCGUCUCAUUCCUCAGAGCAGA